Messenger RNA from Stegodyphus dumicola, 1668 nucleotides. It is a transcript of the gene grp, whose product is annotated as serine/threonine-protein kinase grp. Gene Ontology annotation, biological process: protein phosphorylation; mitotic G2 DNA damage checkpoint signaling. Gene Ontology annotation, molecular function: protein serine/threonine kinase activity; ATP binding. Lineage: Eukaryota; Metazoa; Arthropoda; Arachnida; Araneae; Eresidae. The record is from RefSeq and is a predicted model, not a curated record. Gene Ontology annotation, cellular component: nucleus; site of double-strand break; cytoplasm.
AGUCCCGACGAGUCCGGAUUAACGACUUUUGACUGUAUUUUGAAUCUGAAAAAUAAACAAGGAUGGUAUUAUAAAAUUGAAGUUUCCGGAUAUAGGUUUUUCUGUUUGUAAUACUGAUAAGCAUGGGGCGAAUGUUUGUCGAAGGUUGGGAGAUUGUGCAAGUAUUAGGAGAAGGUGCCUAUGGAGAGGUAAAUCUUAUUGUAAAUACUACUACACAAUCGGCAGUGGCUGCUAAAGUUUUAGAUGCACAAAAAGAACCUGCUGCUAUUGAAGCUAUUAAGAAAGAAGUAUUCAUUCACCGUAGAUUAAAUCAUGAGCGUAUAAUCAAAUAUUAUGGCCAUCGUGUCGAAGGUGACGAACAUUUUAUAUUUAUGGAAUAUGCUUCAGGAGGUGAAUUGUUUGAUAAAGUAGAACCAGAUGUUGGUAUGCCUCAUUCAAAAGCUCAAAAGUAUUUUCUGCAGAUUACGGAAGGCGUUGAGUAUUUACAUUCCUUAGGUAUCACACACAGAGAUCUUAAACCUGAAAAUAUUCUUCUAGAUGAAAAUGAUGAUGUCAAAAUCACAGAUUUUGGUCUGGCAACAAUUUUUCGUCAUAAAGGCAAAGAAAGAGAGUUGAGUAACAGGUGUGGCACUUUACCAUACAUUGCUCCUGAAGUCUUUUUUCGAAAGUACAAAGCAGAGCCCGCAGAUGUGUGGAGUUGUGGGAUCUUACUAGUUGUGAUGCUGGCUGGAGAAUUACCGUGGAAUGAAGCAACUGCAGAAUGCGAUGAAUAUGGUUUUUGGAGACGAUCUGAUUAUUCUCAGUCUCCAUGGAAUAAAAUUGACAAUCUUCCCUUAGCUCUCCUCAGAAAAAUCUUAUGUCCUGUUCCAUCAAAGAGGUACACUAUCCCAGAAAUUCAAAAUCACAUGUGGUGCAAAAAGGUUUUGCCAGAUGAAGGUACUAGCCAGCUGUCUGGUACUACAACAUCCAAGCGUCUAUGUUCAGAAUUGGAUAGUUCUUCAGUACUUAAGGAAGAAUCAGGUUCCAAAUUAUCAUUCUCUCAGCCAGCUCAAGUACUUCGUGACUCGGGAAACAUAGAUGGUUUGUCUGGAAACAUUAGCAGCGUCACAGUUGGUGUGAGCUUUUCUCAACCUGUAGACCCUGAGAAUAUGAUAUUGGCUUCACAAUUUAAGCCUUCUCAGACAGUUUCUAAGACUGCUCUUCCUAUUGGUACUCGUCUCACCAGGUUUUGUAUCAAAAGAGAAACAGAAGCUGUGUGUGAUCUACUUGUGAAAGUCUUUGAAAAGUUUGGUUAUUCUUUCAAGCGUAGUGCUCCAGGACAGCUCACUAUCACCACACAAGACAGAAGAAAGAUGCAGUUAAUUUUCAAGGCAAAUCUGAUUGUGAUUUCUGAUACUGUACUUGUGGACUUCAGAAGAUCAAGGGGGGAUGGUAUCGAGUUUAAGCGCCAUUUUGUGAAGAUAAAGGAUAGUUUAUCAAAAGUGAUCGACAAACAGCCUCUCAUGAAUACUGUUCUGAAUCUGGCUUCCUGAAAUUUUUUCAAAAUAUUUCAUGUAUCAUUGAACUUUUCAUGUCAUUUCAAACAUCAUCUUACCAAAGAAAGUGCAGUACUGUUAUUAUUUUUGUUCUUUUAAUUUUUUUUAAAUGAAUAAAAUAUUUUUUACUUGA